AAUAUAAUCGAAAUAGGUAGGUGCCUAAGGCAUCAUAUCGUGUCAGAGCCAUUGAUCGGAUAUUGAUGCCUCUCUUCAGUAUAACAUGUACCUACCUACGUAGGUAUAUGCGCUCUAUACAUUUGAACCUUGUUCGUUCUGUCUUUUACUCUUUCCAGUUAAUACCACGAAUGAAGCAAAGCAAAGCACACCCGUCAGUUUCGAGCAUCUUGGGAGUCUGUUUUUAGAAACUACGCAAAGACGGUAAAUCAGUUCUUGUUUGGCCUUUGAGCAUCCACAACUUUAAAAGUCUGUCUCUUAAUACCUAAGGACUAUACACGAAUCCUUGAGGGAUUCCCAAUCUGCACCUAUGUACCUGGCUAGUGCCGUUGCCAGACCACCGAUGGAGGGUCAUGCAACUCUGGCUGCGUUCGUGACGCACGCCCCCGACUACCCCGUUCUAAGAAGACCGGGUUGUGUAUCAGAUCCCGCCCUACCACAGCAACAGUCUUAUAGUCAUAAUGGUGCGCUUUACCCGGACGUUUUUGCGAGUGCAUAUUCGUGCCAUUUUCGUCCUCAACUUACUACGCCUCCCCCCAAAGUCAAAAUGUCAGUGAGGCCGAGCUCAUCUAGAGGCCCGGGCUCUCAGAGCUCAUCCAGCAACAGCUUUAAGUACGACAAGAGGAUCUCCAGAGACGAUUCCUUCGUCAACUUCAGGUCAGGGGCCGGAGGUGGAAUUAAACCGUAUAGUCUAGCACGAGGGCAAUUACCCACCCCGGAAGCCAGUCCACGGCCGUCACCUCCACGAAAAGCCUCAAUUCCAACCAUCAGGAUGCCUACCCCCGAGUCUCUUAACGAGAGCCAUCCCGCAGAGAUCGGCAUGGCUCUCGGAAGUCCCACAACUACACCGGUGCAUGGCCUGCGAACGCCGCAGAAUACUCUUAGGGUCCGAAAUGCUUCAAAUCCGUCUUUAGUCUCACCUGCAUCUGGUUAUAGUACUACAGGAUCUCUACCUAGAAAACAGUCAGGGAAAUGGAAGUUAUUUAGUAGGUUCGGGAAGAAGCAAUCAGACCAUUCACACCCAGGACCGAGCGAACAAAAAGCCACCCACAAACCAGAGCAGCCUCAGGAUAUGGCAUCUCAACAUUGGUAUGAUACGAAAGUGGAGAGAAGUAACACUACUGCUACACGGGGGACACCGAGGCAUAAACCGUUGGUAGUAAGGUCUCAAACAAUGCCCUACGAUACGGAAAAUCCAGCACAGAAAUCGAAGUCGACUCUAAGUGAAAAGAAGUCUCAAGAGACAUUUGGCAGAAUACCUAUAGCGUUAGACACGCAUCAGAAUUCGUCUGGUCCUUUAUUGGAUGUUGAGAUACCUAGGAUCACCAUGGAAAGAUACAGCGUAAUGUUUGGAAGCGUGUUGCAGUCGCAACCUUCUUUAUUAGCCAGACGGCAAGCUACAGUUCAGAAGCUCAAAAGUAUUGACGACGCGAUAGAGAAAGAAGAGCAGGAGGGACACCACGAUAUUCCAAGGAGAGCAUCAUCACCCCAGCCGACGACGAAGUCACCGCCGCUCGCUUUAUUUCCUCCGACUCCCCCACAAAAGCACGGAUAUCACCCGUCUUCCAAUGCAUCACCACGCUUAAGAUCUAACACUUCUCCGGCACAUCUUCCGUCACCAUCUCGAGAGACUUUUGACCAUUCAAGGUCUAGGCAACAGCCAUCCCACGAUGUUCAAAAGGCCUAUCACCACAAGGGGCAUUCUAUCCACACUCAUCCAAGGGGAAAACUUACUAUUGCAACUCUAGCUAGAGCAAGGGAGCAACAGGCUGCCGAAAAGGAUGUUCAAUUCAGUCCGGACUCAUCAAAAUUAAUAUUAGAAUCACCAUCGGAGAUGUCAUCCCCCGAAUUCGAGGUAGUCAGAACAGAAGGUUUGCGACCAAGGCCUACUUAUACACAAGAGCCAAAAUGGCAGAUGAUGACACCGCCUCAACAUACACCACCUUCAACUACAUCUACAUCCGCAACAAGUGAUAAGAAGCCUCUGCCUUCAUCCCCAGAAACAUCUGCGCAGUCAAACCCGAGCCAAGUAUCGGACGAUGAAGAUGAUAUAGUAGACAGCUCUAAAAUGAAUCCGGUGGAGUUGUCGAUCGCCAGACAAAUAUCGAUAUCUAGACAACAGCGGAAAAUGCUGAAGCCAUUACAAACCGGUUCCGGGUUAGCUCGAACACAAAGAAGCCCCUCAAAGACAAGCCCUGCGCCAAGGAUAGCCAUGGGCAAGAAUGAGAGGCUCGCGGAGACGAAAUCCUCAACACCGACGUUGAUUACCCCCGAGGAAAUAAGCCCUGGGGGUCACUCACCCUUAGCGCGUCAUCGAAAGAGCGAGCGCGUUGUUCUAGAGCGAGCGUAAUAUAUCGCUCGAGGCACAUUUAUUCGCGUAUCUAUUCUGCCUACAUCUUUACAGUACCAUUUCAUUACAUACCCUAUCGAGAUCGGAUUUGGCUUCUACCAGGCGUUAUUAAUGACGCCUACCAUUGGAAAUUAGCAUGUUAUAGACAGGCUUGGAAACAUUUUUGGAAGGGGGGAAUUUAUUUGCUUUUAUUUGUUCAGGAUAUACCCCCGGGAGAAGAAAGAAGAGUCUGCGACUCGCAUUGUCAUGCAAUAAUAUUUAUUUUGUUGAAAGAGAAGAAUCAGAAAGGACCAAACGCACAGUAUGCCUUGACGGUAGUCGUUUGGGAUCUUAAUUUGCGGAUGUUGAAUGCAGAUAGAGGAAUAAUCCAGAAGAUAGAAUGAAACAGGACCAUGGGGAGGAUAGGGUCGAGGUAUAUCCUCUAAAUCUAGAUACCUAGUCCUCGGUGGUUAAAUACAAACCACUUCUACCCCUAUAAAUAUUGAGUGUUU
This is a messenger RNA of Hypoxylon trugodes, 2880 nucleotides long. RefSeq lists its product as uncharacterized. NCBI's taxonomy places the organism in Eukaryota, Fungi, Ascomycota, Sordariomycetes, Xylariales, Hypoxylaceae. The record is from RefSeq and is a predicted model, not a curated record. The transcript has 2 exons. Bases 350 to 2389 code for a protein of 679 amino acids.